This is a messenger RNA of Brassica napus (rape), 707 nucleotides long. Its product is annotated as late embryogenesis abundant protein ECP63. NCBI's taxonomy places the organism in Eukaryota, Viridiplantae, Streptophyta, Magnoliopsida, Brassicales, Brassicaceae. The coding region runs from base 164 to 415 and encodes 83 amino acids. The record is from RefSeq and is a predicted model, not a curated record. The transcript is spliced from 2 exons.
CAAAGCACGAGAGGGGUCUCAAAAGACCAAGGAGACUGCUGACUCAGCAGCUGAAAGAGCCCACGAAACAAAAGAUUCAGAUUCGGUUAGGGGAAAUGAAGCGAAGGGGACUAUAUUUGGUGCAAUAGGGAAUGUGACAGAGGCUAUAAAGAGCAAACUGACUAUGCCGUCAGACAUUGUAGAGGAAACACGUGAUCGUGGAAGCACGGGGAGGACGGUGGUUGAGGUCACAGUUGAAGAUACAAAACCUGGCAAGGUAGCGGCUACUCUGAAGGCGUCUGAUCGGAUGACCAGUCCGACAUUCAACGAAAUCGAAGUUGAAGAUACAAAACCUGGUAAGGUGGCGGCUACCCUGAAGGCUUCGGAUCAGAUGACCGGUCAAACAUUCAACGACGUUGGACGGAUGGAUUAUUAGUUUCGGAAUAACAGCUUUUGGGCCUGUGUCGGGCCUUUAAAAAUAUACUUUUAGGGCCUUUGUUUUGGAUGGAUAUGAUGUAGCAAAUAUAGUUUGCUGAUAUGGAAGUGAAUCUUUCGUUACGACUUUUAAGAGGAUUAGCUGUCAUGUUGAACAACUCGAGUCAACAAUUACGACAUAGUCUUUCUAUUUUUAGCUUAACCAAACAAAUGGUUGCCUUAAAGUUUGGGUUACAGAUUUCUUGAUACCGUAACCGGACAUAAGAUCACAACACGCCACUACUCAGUGACAU